UCAACAUCAACUACCACCGCCAAACAAUUUUUGAAGUUUCAAACGUAAUUUUGGAAGACGAGUAAAAAUUGGAUUAUUACCUUAGUUGGGAUAUUAAAAAAUUACAUAACAUAUAUUAAAUUUUCGCAUUUAAAUUUUAUGCAGCACUAUCGUCAAUAACAAGAGGAAUUUUCAAACACUAAGUCGAAUUGUGAUCGCGUUUUGUUAAUGGUGUGUUUAUUGUAUGGUAAAAUAUUUUCGGCUUGGUUGUUUGCGCUUAUUCCGAUGUAAGAACAUUUUAGGAAAAAGUACAGUGUUUGAUAUUUGACAAUACGUAAUUUGACGUGCACAAUCAGAGAUAUUCGAAAUUCUCAUUCCAAUUAAAUAAAAACUGUAUCAGACCUAUUGCAAAGAAAGCAUGGAUAAUAUUUCCCGUCGAUCAAGUUUAAUGGAUGCCAGCUGCAUGACAGCAACAUCUGUGUAUUUAUCUUUUGAUUCUGAAAGCACAAUUGCCGGACAGACUUGUUAUCGCACGUUGGAGGGCGACAUUUCUGCCAUAUCGAACAUUUCCAAAGUUGAAGAAGUUUGUGACAAUACCGAAGAAAAACACGGUAAUAGCACCUUGGAAAAUCAGAAUUCAUCGGUGGAAGCAAGUCCUCUUAAAACUGUAAAGAAAAUGGACGUAAUAACAACGAACUCUCCUUUGAGAGUUCUGCCAAAAAAUAUUAUGAGAGAGUAUAAAGCAUUGUGUUCGACACCAUCUAAGGAGCAGUUGUUGAAGACUGUUGAUGUUACCCGUGGGUCGGAAGCAAACCGAUAUGAUGAUUUGGGUGUUGCAUUUUUAGGGGUUGAUGAUGGAUUGCCAGCAUUUUUUCCUCCACCGCCACCAUCAACUCAAUCUGUGCAGCAACGUCAUCAUAAUCAACGUUGCGAAGAUAAUAAGGAGAAUAUAUCAGAUGGAUCUACACUAUCUGUUUCAUCGUCUGUAGAAAUAGCCACAUCUGUUAUAGAAAGAAAAUGCUUAAAUUCGGUGUCAUCAGUGGGGCUAAUGGUAAUGGAGGAAUGUGCUACGGCUGAACAAAAUGUUACCGAAGUCGUUAUAGAAUCCGUACAUGGCUGUAACGAAAUACAAGAUGCCCAAGUAAAAGAUCAAAUUAUCAGAGUUCAAAAUGUGGAAAUUACAAACGUUGAUUACAAUGAAAUGGGAAACAACGUCCCAUCUGAAAUGGAGUUUAAAACUGAUUCCAAUAUGGAAGCAGGCGAAAACAAUGUACAAACAGACAACGUAAUUGACGAUCUUGAAAAUAAAAAUAAUAUUUCCAAUGAAGUGGUAAAUGAGAUUCUUUUUGUCAUUGAAGAGGAAUUCUCACAAACAACGCCGGAAAUACACAACGAAGUAUCUGGCAGCAGUGAAGCAAACGAUGACCCUAUGAAAAAUACAAAAAAUCCCGACACAAGUGAAUGUGAAAUUGUAGCCAUAUCGAAGGAUAAAACUUCCUCCUGUGAGGAGCCUAUGUUGGAGUUAGGUACUGUUAUUAAGCACCAAGAAUUCACUAAAAACAAUGAAGUACAAGUUCCUACAACUAUAACGGAACAGCCAAAUUUAUCCCAAAAGGUCAACGAAAAGCCAAAAAUUCCUGUUUUAAAGUCGUUUGGUCGUCGUUCUGUUUGUGAACCUAAUUUGCAGACCAAUAAGCCUUCGCGAAUUCUCAACUCCAAAGGAUCUAAAAGACAAUCAAUUCUGCCUACAUUGACAAGAAAGCAAACAACGACAACAGAUGUUGAGACGGAAAUUCCCAUGCUUAUGAAUAAAAUGUUAAAAAUUUCGAACAGCUCUACAAAAGAGGAAACAAAAUGUGACAAAACUGAUCAUGGUACUACAGCCGAAACUAAAAGAAUAUUAAAACCAACAACCAAACAAUUGGACAAAAGACGUUCUGUCAUGUCAACGGGUACCACGAAAGGAAGAUCUUCAUUGCUACCUUCGGCAUUGGGAGAGAAACGACCUUUUAGUUUCACUCAACGCAUGUCAGUGAUAGUGAAGACUACAUUAAAUAGCCCAGCACGUAAAAUGGCAAGAAAAAGUACAAUGGCCACCUCGAGUACACAUUUGCAACAACAACAUCAAAGAAGAAGUAUGAUAGCAUCCCGAAAAUCAGAUGCUAAAGUAGAAGCCAGUGUUCGUAGAAGCAUGUUACCGAGCAGUAAAAUUGGCACAACGAACAACACGAAAGCACGGGCAGGACUUUUAGCUCCGGUUAAGGAAAUUGCAACACAAAAGAAAACAGCAGAUGUUGGAAAGGCCCCGGUACCAGGCAUGUUAAAAAUUCAAGAGAGCACAGUCUUGUCCUGCCCCUCUUGCAAGGAGAAAUUUCGAAUUAAGUCCUUAUUAGAUGCCCACAGACGUUCCCACGAGGGCGAUGUGACACCCGUACAGAAAAAACCAAUAACAUCACAACAAACUAUUAAACCGGCACCACAGCCGCACUCAAUCCUUGACACUUCUAAUAAGUGUAAAUAUUGUGAUAAACAAUUUGCUCUGGUACGUGCUUUACACCAGCAUCUUAUGUUGCAUUGUUCAAAAAUUCCUCCGGGCGAGAAGAAGAAAUUACACUAUACAGAACUGGACCAUGUUGAGAAGGCACGUCUGCCCAAUGUUUUUCAUCGCGGUAACGGAAGUAGCCAUAGCAGUGCAAAUUCCGUCCAAGCCACACCCCAUUUGCCAGGUAAAAUGAAUGCACCAUCGUUAGCGACCAAUACAGCGCAAAAAUCUUCCUAUGUUGCAAAGAAGCCGGUAGACUCUUCUGGAGAAAAAGAUUUGAAAAGCAAACCAGUUGAAUCAACACCGUCAAAUUCUACUGGAGCUCACUCAAACACAAUAUCGUUGAAUAACACCACCAGUUCAUCUUGUGUUGGUUCGAUACAAAAACCUAAAAAAUCUUCUGCACAUUCAGGAGUGUAUCGCACUCCCAGCAAAAGUGUACCAUGUCAUAUCUGCAAAUUAACAUUUAAAAGCAUUUUAGAUUACACAAAUCACAGCCUAUCAACACAUGGACAAAAAAAUCAAAACAAUGACGACUUUUCGGCUGAAGAUGAACUUCAAAUGACAUGAAUGACUAACAUGUUAUGCAAGCUCGAUUUUGAUAUUCUUUAAUUAAACGCAUUCUUUCGAAUAUGCCUAGAAUACAUGGGCGCGAUCAGCAUUUAUAUUCUUACAAUUCAUUACUGCAAGCAGUAAAUGAUUUAAGAGAAGGACACAUGAUUUCCUUAUAAUAAAUGGAUUUCCUUUAAUUUUAUAAUUUUAAUACGCUUAAAUAAAAUAUCUUUCUAAUAUUUAAAUAUAAUUACAAAA
Musca domestica (house fly) is the source of this 3331-nucleotide messenger RNA. RefSeq lists its product as uncharacterized. The transcript is spliced from 4 exons. The record is from RefSeq and is a predicted model, not a curated record. Lineage: Eukaryota; Metazoa; Arthropoda; Insecta; Diptera; Muscidae. The coding region runs from base 398 to 3091 and encodes 897 amino acids.